CAGUGGCAGUUGACAGUUGAAGCUCUGGUGGCUGAUACUAUAGUCUUGCCUUGGAAGAGCGAGCUAGUGUGCUUUGGCAGCUAGUGUUAUACUUCCAGCGAUUUAUCUUGUUGUUCAGAGCACAAUAAAAUCUGUGGUUUUCCUGAGCAUUUUUUUAUUUUAUUUUUUCUAUUUGGUGGAUUUAUUGGACAUCUGGAGAUGAGCCGGAGAACGGAGCUGAGACGGCUCCUGGAGGAUCAGAGGAGGUGGAGCCGUCACGGAGAUCAUGAUGAUUCAACCCAGACCGUAUUUGAGGAGAGACUGCGGUCUGAGCGCCGAGGAGGUGAAAGGAGAGCUCGUCAGGACACCCAGGAACAUCUGCAGAGACCUCAGAGGGAGCAGAGACACCGAAGCCGUUCUCCUCUUCCUGCUCCUGAGAUGGCACCAACAGACGGACCAAGUCCAGAUCCUCUCCCUGGUCCAAGUCAUCUACAGCCAACGUCUCAGCAGCCAGCGGAGAAUAGGCAGAAUCUCUCGGACAUGGUGCACGAGAUCGUCAUGCAGAUGAGGACAGCCGCUGAGGGAGCUGACAAUGAGCAGAAUAUCCCGGCCAUUUUGGAAGAGAUCAUCGAACAGAACAGGCCAGCUGUGGUGGAAGAGAUGCACAGGCAGAAUGUCCAGGCCCUGCAGCUAAGGAUCAGAUUUUUCCAAUCUACCAUCAUUGCUGGGGAUGAAGCGACACAGUCAUGUGCCAUCUGUCUGAUGCAGUACCAAGAUGGGGAGCGAGUGUCUACCCUGCCCUGCAGCCACAAGUACCAUCCAAGCUGCAUCUCACAGUGGUUUGCAACACAUUCCAGCUGUCCCCUGUGCCGCAGAGAGUGCAUCCCAGCGCAGAUUGAGUGUUGGAUCUCCUGAAUACGGUAAGAGGAAGAUCUAAAUUACCACCUUCUCUAGAUUCCAUACCACCUCCUCCACUUUACUUUGGGCAUACUGCCCACACUGCUCACCGGGCCUAGUGCUCGCCUAUUGUGCCAUUCUAUUGGGCCUAAUGCCCCUUUUAUAUUGACCGGCCUAGUGCCUGCCUAAUGAUUCCCAGGCCUAGUGCCUGCUAUGCCCACGGGCCUAGUGCCCGAACCCUGGUGGUCUAGGGUGGGACCAUCUGGAUUUACCCAUCCUAAGGGCUGUGGUUGGACCAAGCUUGGUCCAGACCCGCCCACCACUUGGUCUUGCUCCCACCACCUUCGGCCUUCUUGGAGUCUUCACCUAGGCAGUGGUGGCCAGUAAAAGCUAUUUUACAUCGCACACCACUGUCCCAGGACUUCAACGUUUUCACCACAUCUGCGGCAUUGCGCCGACUUAUACAUCCUGCGGCCUAGCACCGGAUGAAGCGAUAUCACAGCUUAGCACCGAUUUACAACACCUAUAGCCUAGCGCCGACUUAUCCAAUCUGCGGCCUAGCGCAGGAUCAAGAGAUACUACGGCCUAGUGCCGACUUACCACACCUGCGGUUAAUCGCACAAUGUAAGACUACUGGGCAUUGUGCCCUUGCCUAUACCAACCUUGUCGUCCACAUAGUAGCUUUGGGCUUACCGCCCACUGUGCCCUGGCCAAUUGUUGCCUGUCUGUGGGACUUUGCUGCCAUGGGCGUGUUGCCCGUCUGCCUGAAAUGAUCCAAAUGCUUUGGGCCUAUUGCUCACCUACCUGAGCCUCAUACAAUAGCUUUGGCCCUAAUGACCACAGGACCCCGACCUAUUGCUGCCGUUAGGGGCUAAAGAUUCUAUCCAUGGGCCUAGUGUCCAUGUAGUGUGCAGCUCUAUUGGGCCUUCUGCCCACCGGGCCUAGUGCGCGCCUAUACUGCCAUUCUAUUGGGCCUAAUGCCCCUUUAUGUCACCCGGGCCUAGUGCCCGCGUAAUGAAUCCCAGGCCUUGUGCCUGCUAUGUCCACGGGCCUUGUGCCCGAACCCUGUUGGUCUAGGGUGGGACCGUCUGGAUUUACUCAUCCUAAUGGCUGUGGCUGGAUGAAACUUGGUCCAGACCCGCCCAACACGUGGUCUUUUCGCCGGAGGCGGGAUGUCUCCUACCACCUCCGGGCAUCCUAGAGUCUUCACCUGGGCAGUGGUGGCCAGUAAAAGCUCUUUUCCAUCGCACACUACUGUCCCAGGGUUUCGACGUCUUAUCCACAUAUGCGGCGUAGCGCCAACUUAUCCAACCUGCGGCCUAGCGCCGGAUGAAGAGAUACCACAGCUUAGCGUUGACUUACCACAUUUGUAGACUAGCGCCAACUUAUCCAACCUGCGGUCUAGCGCAGGAUCAAGUGAUACUACGGCCUAGUGCCGAUUUACCACACCUGCGGUUAAUCGCACAAUGUAAGACUACUAGGCCUUGUGCCCUUGCCUAUACCAACCUUGUCAUCCACACAAUAGCUUUGGGGUUACCGCCCACUGUGCCUCAGCCUAUUGUUGUGUAUCUGGGGGACUUUGCUGCCAUGGGCCUGUUUCCCGCCUACUUAAUAUGAUCCAAAUGUUUUGGGCCUAUUGCCCACCUACCUGAGCUUUGUGCCUAAUGACCACGGGGCCCAGACCUAUUGCUUCUGUUGAGAGAUAAAUUUUCUAUCCACGGGCCUAGUGCCCGCCUAAUGUGCAAGUCUAUUGGGCCUACUGCCCACACUGCUCCUCAGGCCUAGUGACCACUUAUUGUGCCAUUCUAUUGGGCCUUAUGCCCCUUUAUGUCCACCGGGCCUAGUGCGCACCUAAUGCGACCCAGGCCUAGUGCCUGCUAUGCCCACGGGCCUAGUCUCAAACUCUGGUGGUCUAGGGUGGGAACGUCUGGAUUUAUCCAUCCUAAGGGCUGUGGUUGGACCAAGCUUGGUCCAGACCCGUCCUCCGCGUGGUUUUGCUCCCACCACCUUCGGCCUUCCUGAAAUCUUCACCUGGGCAGUGGUGGCCAGUAAAAGCUAUUUUACGUCGCACACCACUGUCCCAGGACUUCGACAUUUUCACCACAUCUGCGGCAUUGCGCCGACUUAUCCAUCCUGCGGCCUAGCACCGGAUGAAGCGAUAUCACAGCUUAGCACCGACUUACAACACCUAUAGCCUAGCGCCGACUUAUCCAAUCUGCGGCCUAGCGCAGGAUCAAAAGAUACUACGGCCUAGUGCCGACUUACCACACCUGCGGUUAAUCGCACAAUGUAAGACUACUGGGCAUUGUGCCCUUGCCUAUACCAACCUUGUCGUCCACAUAGUAGCUUUGGGCUAUCUGUGGGACUUUGCUGCCAUGGGCGUGUUGCCCGCCUACCUGAAAUGAUCCAAAUGCUUUGGGCCUAUUGCUCACCUACCUGAGCCUCUUACAAUAGCUUUGGGCCUAAUGACCACGGGACCCCGACCUAUUGCUGCCGUUAGGGGCUAAAGAUUCUAUCCAUGGGCCUAGUGUCCAUGUAGUGUGCAGCUCUAUUGGGCCUUCUGCCCACACUGCUCACCGGGCCUAGUGCUCGCCUAUACUGCCUUUCUAUUGGGCCUAAUGCCCCUUUAUGUCACCCGGGCCUAGUACCCGAGUAAUGAAUCCAAGGCCUUGUGCCUGCUAUGUCCGCGGGCCUAGUGCCCGAACCCUGUUGGUCUAGGGUGGGACCGUCUGGAUUUACUCAUCCUAAUGGCUGUGGCUGGAUGAAGCUUGGUCCAGACCCACCCAACACGUGGUCUUCGCCGGAGGCCUAGUCUCAAACUCUGGUGGUCUAGGGAGGGAACGUCUGGAUUUAUCCAUCCUAAGGGCUGUGAUUGACCAAGCUUGGUCCAGACCCGUCCUCCGCGUGGUCUUCGCCAGAGGCGGGAUGGCUCCCACCACCUCCGGGCUUCCUGGAGUCUUCACCUUGACAGUGGUGGCUAGUAUAAGCUCUUUUCUGUCGCACACCGCUGUCCCAGGGCUUCCGACGUCUUCACCGACAAGCGUCGGAUCUUUGAGCUUCACCCGGCGGGCGGCGGUGUGCAACAGCUCUUUCACAACUGCCACCACCCUCCAGGACUUCCGGCGCCUUUCCCUGCGUCUUCUAUCUUCAAUCAUCGGGAGCUCUUCACUGCUCCCUCCCGGCUGACAUACUGCUCACCCGUGCCCGGCGCUGGCUGAAAUAAGCCAGUGCCAGGAAGCGGGGCUAUGAUGCAGUGAGCCAGGAUUGACUCGCCGCCGCCACUCGAUGCAGGUACGCCGCCAUUACACACGUGGAGCGGAAGUGGUUAUUCACCAACUCCUCCAUGGCCGCUGCUGAACUCUGCAGCCAGCUGGGCAGGUGGGGACUGGACCAGACAGGGCCCAGGUCCCCAGUGCUGCCUGGUUCCACUGCCGGUUCCUUCCCCAUAGGACGACCCCAGGAUCCCAGCCCGUCCCAGGCAAGGAAGAACAGAGCACAUAGUAGCAGGUCCAGUGACUGCGCUAGUACACUGGGCAUUGCUACACAUGUGCAGUACAGGUCCAUGACAUUGGUCAUACUACGGUAUUAGAUUAUCAGUGAUUGACAGUCUGAUUCCGCUUGAGGGCGGGGAGGGGUGGCAACAGCCUGUUUCUCAAAAUGGAUUUGUGUCGCCAAUGUUUUUAGGGAGGGACUAGGCCAGGAUUAUCCGCCUGAGGUUGCAGAUUUCAUGGCUCCUUCAUAGUUGAUGUGGUGGCUGACUUGCGCGACUCCUUGGGUCACUCAGCCGGCCGAUAGUGUUGCAGAAGAUCUGAUACUGCCUCCUAGGAUGCAGCUCGGAUCAGUAAUGCAUGCAGGAGGCAUGACGCAUCCUGCUGUAUUACCAUAUUAGCGCUACCACUGCUGCUUUUGUAUAAGCAGCAGAUAUAGUUCCUCCGUCCACAUCUGAAUCAGGCCCACUGUGCUCCUACUGGCCAGUGGCCAUCUUAUGUGUGGCACUGGGGGAAUCCUUUGCAUACCCCCAAGCCGUCCUGCUUUGGAUAGAAUAGUCCCGCUUUUCCUGGAACUGUCAGACUGUCCCAUCCGCGGGGCGCUAUGUCCCGGGGGGAUAGGGGGAGCACUCUAACCCCUGCUCUGCAUAGCAUACAUGCCAAGUGCAAGGAAUCUACCAGAGCCUGAUUCAGGAGGCGUCUUAUGCAAAUAGACAUCACCUGAUGGCUUCUCUGAUCUGCUGCUGUUCUGAGCAUUGUACCACCUGUGUUAGCAUCGGUCAUCUGAGUAAACCUCAGGCCUUGACGCAUCAAGAAAACGGGUCCGACAUCAGUGGCGGAACUUGAGUGUGUUGGGCUCAGGUUCAAAAAUAUGCUCUGGGCCCCCCUUCUCCGUCAUACGGGGGUUUUCGCAUCGGCGAUGUCAUUUAUAGCUUCGGCUUUUGCUCCCCUUGUAGUGGCUAUGGCCCCUGAUUCUGCACGGCCCUUGACCAUGGUUCAGGGCUGGGGUCUUAUUUCCGUCCCAUCCAGACCGGCGAUGCAGCAGUUUUUGCAGGCAUGUCAGGACAUGGGAGCGGCUGUUGUCCAACUGGGUAUGAGCGCACCUGCAACAGUAGAGUAUACUAGGGCGCCCGCUAUGGUUUCUCCUCCCCUUUUGACCGCCUCAGUAGCUUCAUCUUCGGGGGCGGCUUUAACUCCUUUUUCAGAGUUUGAUGAAGAGCUGAGAGAAGAUGAAGCUGUUUCCUCGGCGGAGGCGUUGGUGACUGGUCAGACCGAGACUUCAGGUGAGGCAGAACCAGAUUAAGGGGGGCCAGGGGAUAUGUUACCCUGGGCCCCCUCCCCUCUUAGGGGUCCCCCAUGAGGGACCAAUUUUGUCUUUCAGAGAUGGAGACAGCAGCUUUGUCUACAUCUCUGCAGCGGCCGGGGCCACCCGCAGUCACAAUCAGAGCGCCUGCCUGGCUGCUCCUCACAGAGAGCUCUGAUCGGCAGAGCUCUCUGCAUUGGAUACAUUACACCCACACAGCUGAGGCCGGGAGCUACUGAGCAUGUGCAGCAGCAGAUCAGCUCACAUGGACUCCAGCAGUGACUCUCCUCCUCCUCCUGUUUUGGUUAAUUUUGUAUUUUGUAUGUGUAUGCGUGUGUUUUGUAUGUAUGCUGUGUAUGUAUGUAUGAAUGCUGUGUGUGUAGGUAUGCUGUGUGUGUGUGUGUAUGUAUGUAUGUAUGUAUGCUGUAUGUGUGUGUAGGAAUGCUGUGUAUGUAUGUGUGUAUGCUAUGUGUGUUUGUAUGUAUGUAUGUAUGUAUGUAUGCUGUCUGUGUGUGGGUAUGCUGUUUGUAUGUAUGUAUGUAUGUAUGUAUGUAUACAUGCUGUGUGUAGGUAUGCAUGAUGGGUGUGUGUAGGUAUGCUAUACAUGUAUGUAUGUAUGUAUGUAUGUAUGUAUGUGUGUGUGUGUGUGUGUGUGUGUGUAUGUUUUCUGUAUGUAUGCAUAUGUGUGUUUGUAUGUAUGCUGUAUGUGUUGUGUGUAUGAACGUAUGUGUGUAUGCAUUCUAUGUGUGUAGGUAUGCUGUGUGUAUGUAUGUAUAUAUGCUGUGUGCGUUGGGAUUCUGAAUGUCAUUAUGCUGACAUCGGCAUCCCUAGCAUUGGAAUGCCGGCAGGGGGCGAGCACAACUUAGCCCCAUGCGGGCUCGGUGGCGAGUUACGCUCACCACAGGUUUUAUUCUCUCUCUAUGGGUGUCAUGGACACUUAUAGAGGGGGAAUCACCUACCUCGCCGGUAUACCGGCGGCAUGGUGCCCCCGUUGGGAUCUCAGCGUCUGUAUUGUGACUGCCGGGAUCCCGACUGUUGGUAUGCUAACUGGAGAUUCAGAGGAUGAUGGCUCUGGCUCUGCUAGUAGCGUGGUCAGGGCAUGGAAGCGUGCUGCUAAGGGGGGUAUUCAAUUUAUUCAAUUACGUGCCUUUGUUUGACCAGUCAAAAAAAUGGCACUAAUUCGAAACAGGGCAUUCAGUCGCGGGCUUUUCACACGUUUUUUAAUCCAUUUUUCGCCCAUGCCAUUUCACUUUUUUUUGUUGAAAUCGGCAUUGGCGAAAAUUGCACCAAAAAUGAACGAAAACACCUGCGAAUUUGCCAAUACACGUGUAUCUGCCCCCACUAAGUAUGCUAGGCAAGAGGUGGUUAGGCAUGAUUGGCUAUGCUCUGGCGACUUUAGAUAGUUUCCGUAGGCCUUAGCAGCGUUUAGGCGCAUGCAGGAAUUGUUGCGCUGUUUGUUGCAUGUUGCGCUGUCUUGUACGUCUCCCCCUGUCCUCCCUACUCGGGGAUUAGCUACUCGCCACUGUUGGCAGUGGGAGUUUAGAGGGAUUUAACAAUUUUUUACCUGGACUGACGGACUUAAUUCGGCUUAAUUAUACUUGAUUUGGCUAAUUGGAUUUCAAUUAUGUGUCCCUCAGCAGGUUUUAAGUUUUACCUCUGACCGAGUUUACUUGUGUGACCCCCUCCCCCAUUUAUUUGUUUUACCUAUCCUAUUGUAUCUAUAUGUUGCUUCGAUUGGCUUGAAGCUCGUUUACAUGGAAUUUCCAUGAAUUUUUUUCUUUUUGGCAGAUCGCCUGGGUGAUAGGUGCAAGGGUUGCUUACCUGGCCACGCAUGUUUUCUGCUCAGCUAGGUUUAUGGCUUUAAAAUUAAUGUAUGGGGUAAACUUAUUUUCUCUUUUAUUUAACGUUUA
Messenger RNA from Pseudophryne corroboree (corroboree frog), 7577 nucleotides. Its product is annotated as E3 ubiquitin-protein ligase RNF12-like. The record is from RefSeq and is a predicted model, not a curated record. Lineage: Eukaryota; Metazoa; Chordata; Amphibia; Anura; Myobatrachidae. The transcript is spliced from 2 exons. Gene Ontology annotation, cellular component: cytoplasm. Bases 199 to 894 code for a protein of 231 amino acids. Gene Ontology annotation, molecular function: ubiquitin protein ligase activity. Gene Ontology annotation, biological process: protein ubiquitination.